Molecule: messenger RNA, 2280 nt
Organism: Alternaria postmessia
Lineage: Eukaryota; Fungi; Ascomycota; Dothideomycetes; Pleosporales; Pleosporaceae
Exons: 2
Coding region: 1-2280 (759 amino acids)
Biological process (GO): regulation of transcription by RNA polymerase II
Cellular component (GO): RSC-type complex; nucleus
Molecular function (GO): DNA-binding transcription factor activity, RNA polymerase II-specific; DNA binding
Source: RefSeq, a predicted model, not a curated record
AUGGAUUCCAGCGGGGGCUCGACGACAGCACCCUCUGCGCCCAAGCAGCCCGGCAGCGAUGUCAAACCCCGCCUCACCAAGGACCAGCACGACAUCCUCGAACAGCACUUCCUGGCCCAACACAAGCCCAGCACCAAUGUGAAGAAGGAAUUUGCGACGCGCCUCGGCGUGCCACUGGACAAGAUCAACAACUGGUUCCAGAACCGCAGGGCAAAAGUCAAGCAGGACCGCAAGAAGCUAAUGAACCAGUACAACAUGACCAUGAGCCUUCCCUUCGGUCAUUCCCACGUCCCGGCCAUGCCUAACCAUUAUGCACACCCGCAAGAGCAGCAACACCCGCAUAUGCUCAUGCAGCCGGACUUCUACCCGAACGCUGACAUUAGCCCUGCAAGCCUUCCCGUGCAAAUCGGCGAGGGACCGUCAGCCCUCGACCUAGGGCCCCAACUCUCACUGCAGCAACACCACCACCAACAGCAGCAGCACCAGCAACAACAGCAACAGUUUGACAUGCAGCACGGCCUUCACUCCGUUCCGGAACCUGACCGUUCCGCAUCAUAUCGCUCAAACGACCUCAUGCACUCCAUCAUGGCUGCGACAAACGGUGCUUACAUGCACAACAGUGGCAUGUCUCUGAAUACCCAAGAGCCCGAGUUCUACGACACCACCGGUCUGUCCAACGCAUACUCCAGCGACCUAAGCGCUUUCUCGAUUCCAGCGCCCAUGCCCAACAAUCUUGCACCCUCACAUCCAGAAUUCGACAACUUUGCCGACUUCCAGCUAGACUAUUCUGCGCUUGCUGCUACCAACACCAGUAACUCGGCAUCUGCGGAAGCCCAGCAAAGCACGGGAUCGAUAUCGUCGGAUGCAUCGCCCUACAAUGGGACCCAGUCAUCUGGCACAACUCAGUCACCGAAUGGACCAACUCCUCCUUCUAUCGCUUCGUUGAACUCCGUUUACACUGGCUGGACAGAGGACCCUUCGCAAAUGGCGCAUCCCAAGCAGGUCGAGGAGCCCGAGGACCAGUUCGCACCGUACAGUCUCGCUCAGGCAUCAGCCUCCGAGCAGACGCUUCCAUUCUGGCCCCAGGAUGGCUCCAGCCAAAUGUACCCGCAGUCAAACUUCUACCAACAAUCCAACACAUCCGCACAUGCGAUCCUCUCUACACCAGAACAAGCACGAAAGCUUAGUGCGGCGCCAUCUGAUCUCGAUAUCCCACUGCACUUCCGCGAGGAUGCAUUCGCUCGGAGAAACUCCUCAAGCAGCAACCUUGCCAACAACAUGGACGCGAUACACAUCCGAAACAGCACUCCGGACGGUUUCCAGCAACCAGAUCAACAAUCGAGCAUUGCGGCAAGAAGACAGAAGCGCCCAGUUAACUUGAGUUCCAGCGCAAUGAGGAGUGCUUCCUACUCUGCUCCCAUGUCAUCACCAGGAGGUAACGGCGACAAAGUUAUUCGAAGGAUCCGAUCGAGUGGGAUUCCAAACGCUGGAGGUCGUGUUCAAAAGUCACAACCAGGUUCUGCGCAGCGCUCACCUAUGGUGUCAAGCUUCUCGGAUGCUGCAGCUUCGCCGAAGUUCGCACGAACAUUUUCCACUUCCAGUGCUACAACAAUCGGACACGGCGGUAGUCUGGCACCGCCAACUCCACUGACACCACAGGAUUUUGGAAACUACUGGGGUGGUGCUGCCGUGAUAAGGCCUCACUCAGCGAUGCCUGAUCACAAUAGUCCAGAGAGCAUGCACACGAAUUGGUCUUCUGAUCAAGCUGGAAAUGUUAUCGCGAAGACCACUUCACCACCAUCCUCGUCUUUGGACCUUCAGUCGCGCUUUGUCAACGAUGCUUUGUAUCGCGACACACCUCCUCAGUCAGCGCCAGCAACACAGCAACAUUUCCCUCGGACAUCAUAUAUGCAACAACCUCAAAUGCGUGCGGCUUUUCAUUCGACUACCGACCUUACGAUCCAGCAACCGAAGCCUGAGCAUUUCAGACGACCAUCACUACCUGACACUGCUCAGGCUCAAGGCAAUGACAGUAGUUCACAGUACAUGCCGGCUGGAAACAUGCACUACGAUGAAUUCAAGGACAUGUCAUUGAGUGGCAUCCAUCACAACGUUCCUUUCGCUCCUCAGGUCUCCGCAAUGCCCGACUUUUUAGUACACCAGUACACUCCACCUCAAGGCACUGAUUCACAUGGAAAUCUACUACGGCGAACGACUGAACCCCAGCCUAAGAGCUAUAUCUUUGCCAAUCAGGGGCCUGGUGACUUCAGAGGGCAGUAG